AGCAGGAGGAGCCCAGUGAAGCCGGAUGCGAGCCGCCGGUGAUGUCAGAGUCAUUAGCAUAUUUCUGACUAUAUUUAAUGCUUGCGCAAAGACGCGCCACCACUGCUGCAGCGCACUGACCAGACCGGAGACCUUCCAGCCAUCAGCCCGCACCUCGACUUACCUGCAACGAUGAGUGACAAGAACGACAUGUCAGAAGUGACCAACUUCGACAAGAGCAAGCUGAAGAAGACAGAGACGCAGGAGAAGAAUCCCCUGCCUUCAAAAGAAACCAUCGAACAGGAGAAGGCGGCAGAGACAUCGUGAAGCCCCCUCCCUCCCGUCAUGCACUGUACACCCCCCGACCCCACCCCUCCUCCCGCAUUGCCUUGUUUUCAGUCACAUCUUUUAGCUGUAUAACUUUGUAACCAAAAUUAUGAAACGACAAAACAUAACCGAGCUGCGCCGCCUGCGGACGGAUGAUGCUUUCGUCAGGGCAGUCGCCCCCCGGGCACCACCUUCACGCUAGUCUUUCCUGUCGGGGGGAGGUGAGGAGGAUUUGUCUGAGGCGGAGCGAGGGGAGGGGAGUGGGAGAGGAACCUGCAGAAGAUGCUCGCAGAGGUGCAAAACCAACAUCAACGAGCAGCAGAGAAACACAGGGCGUGGCCUGCGGCCUGCAUCCCAUCAUCAUCUCCCCAAAAAAACACCAACGCCAAACUUCUUGUGUUUCUGCUUUAGCACCAAAGCUGAGGUGUCAAGCUUUUUUUUGGUUGUUUUUUUUAUUGUUUUUCGUCUUCUAAUUUUUCGGAAAUGCACAACUUUGUUUGUACGCUGGCCAAAAUGUAAAUUCCCCAAAAAUCUAUACUGUUUUCUGUCACAAUGAGUUUUUUUUUCUUUUGUAUGUUCACAAGGUAACUGAUUCCAUCUAGAUCUGGGAGAUGCACAAAGGGACCCUUAUUUACGGUUAAAUUGUAACAUACUUUGGCCCCUUUUGUCAGAAUUAUUCAGGAUGGCUCUUCUCUUGUAACCUGUCUCUGAAUUGUCUCCCUGUAGAUCUAAAUUCUGUGGAGUUCUGUAAAGUCCCAGUAGUCAUGUUACUCUGCCACAAACCAUUGCCAGAAAUGGAAAAACCGUGAAAUGUUGUAAUAAAAAAUUUGUUACUAAA
Molecule: messenger RNA, 1144 nt
Organism: Scophthalmus maximus (turbot)
Lineage: Eukaryota; Metazoa; Chordata; Actinopteri; Pleuronectiformes; Scophthalmidae
Product: thymosin beta-12
Exons: 3
Coding region: 172-306 (44 amino acids)
Biological process (GO): regulation of cell migration; actin filament organization
Cellular component (GO): cytoplasm
Molecular function (GO): actin monomer binding
Source: RefSeq, a predicted model, not a curated record